This is a messenger RNA of Penicillium diatomitis, 2853 nucleotides long. RefSeq lists its product as uncharacterized. The transcript has 3 exons. The coding region runs from base 1 to 2853 and encodes 950 amino acids. Gene Ontology annotation, biological process: DNA-templated transcription; regulation of DNA-templated transcription. The record is from RefSeq and is a predicted model, not a curated record. NCBI's taxonomy places the organism in Eukaryota, Fungi, Ascomycota, Eurotiomycetes, Eurotiales, Aspergillaceae. Gene Ontology annotation, molecular function: DNA binding; DNA-binding transcription factor activity, RNA polymerase II-specific; zinc ion binding.
AUGUUUCCACCAGCAUCAUUCUCCCCUUUCAAUCAACAUCAGCAACCACAACCUUCGCAUCCGCAUCAGCAUCCAUCUCACAUUUCGCAAGUCGACGGCCACAACCACAGGGUCAGUGCCAGCACCAACAAAGUCGCCAUUCCACGCUUAGCGCCAACAACUCCCUAUCGCGCGCGACGACGAUCCGCCCGAGCUUGUGAGACAUGUCGUUUGCGAAAGACGAAAUGCGAUGGCGUGCGGCCUAGUUGUGGGCAGUGCAGGGGCCAGAACAGCAAGUGCGUAUAUGAGGAUAUUAAACGGGUGCGCGAUCAGAAGCUGUUGGGCUUGUUGUCCAAGCGCACGGAGGAGUACGAGUCCUUGUUGCGCGAUUUGGAGGGACGAGUGGAUACGCCUACGGCGAAGAAGAUCCGGAAGGCAUUGAAGGUGUGUUCCAAGGAGCGCAAGCCAUUUCAGACUCAGGAUGCUGCCGCGGCAGACUCCGAUUCGGACACAUCGCAGGGAUCAUUGGAGGCAAUUGAUAUGCUGGAAGAAGAUUUAAAUCGCAAUGAGACGACCCGAGCGAUGGGCUUCUUUGGCAAAAACUCGGAGGUGGCCUGGAUGCAACGUCUUGAAGAUGACAUUGAGCAGAAACAUCUGGGUUCAGUGGGCAUGAACAACAACAAAAUCGACAACAACAGCAAUAACAAUCUCAUCAGCCAGUAUGAGGCAGUCAUGUCCCAGUCAAAAUCACAGUCUCAAAGCCCACCGAUCCCUGAGCUUAUUCUGCCGACUCCGGGGAAUUAUAACGGCGAGAUUCCUCUCGCGAUGAUGAACUACCACCUGGACGACCUCGAAAUUCCAAAUAUCCGCACAGAUGCGGACCCCUUGAGCGUGCCUCCGCGCGAACUCGCAGACAAAUAUUUCGAUGCGUACAUGCAAUUCGUUCAUCCAACUUUUUGCGUUCUGCGCAAGUCGACCUUUACGACGCAGUACCGGCAAUUUUUCGGACAGUUAACUCAGCCCCCCAGGAAGUGGCUUGCCAUUUUGAAUAUGGUCUUUGCAAUUGGCUCGCGAUACUGCAAGCUGCUUGAGCCCGGUUCAAAUUUGGUUUGGGGCGAUGGGCUUUUCUAUCUGGCGAAAGCACGACAGCUGGGCCUGCGCGAUGGAGUCCUGUUUGAGCAUACCGAUUUGCAGCAAAUUCAGUUGGAGUGUUUAGUGGCGGUGUAUCUCUUGUCAUUGGGACAGAUCAACAGGGCAACAAAGUUCUCCGGUCUGGCCCUUCGGGGCGCCUUGUCCCUCGGUAUCAACCUAAACAUCACCGAUACUCGAACACAGGAUGCCUCUAAGGAAGCGCGCUGUCGACUAUGGUGGUCCAUCUAUUCUCUCGAGCAUAUACUCAACUCGAUGCACGGGCGUGCAUCUUGUAUUCGAGAGGGACUUUGCUCGGCCCUGCCCUCGCUGCCAUUUGAAGAAGACUCUUUCGAUGACCCUCAGAUCACCCGUCUCCUUCAAGACCGCGACUACCGUGAAUCUACCCUUCGAUACACGCUCUUUGAAGAAAAUUCCCAAUCACCUGACGGGCAGUCGCCGUCAAAAAGCGAAUCGCGCUGGACGGCAGAAUGCGCCCCGUCCCCGUCCUUGUAUUUCUACCAUCGAACCGACCUUGUGCUUAUCACGCAGGCCAUCUUGAAUAGGAUUUACAGCAUCGACGCAAUUCGCGAAGGAGCCAGCGCAACCGAAUAUCGGUUGCAACUGUACGGACUCCAAUUAGACAAAUGGCUCGCCAAACUUUCGCCUCAUUACAAAUUCACCAUUUCCGACAAUAAACCCUGGCACGUGGACUAUGUCGCAUUGAACGAUCUGUCAGCCCCACAUAUGCGCGAGAAGGUCUCUUUUGCAUUGAAUUAUUACUCUGCGCGGAUUCUUCUCUGCAGACCGUGUCUUUCGCAGCCACAUCAUCAACCCAAUCAAGACCCGACAACCACAAACUCGGACUCGUCUACCAGCCGCAAUCAUCAUGAUUCAAUCCACAGGACGAAAUUGGGUAAGGAGAUGGCGAGGAGUUGUCUCCAGGCCGCAUGCUCGCUCAUUUCAAUCUUCCCAGAGGAAACUGAUUCCAAUUGGAUCGUUCGUGCUACCCCUUGGUGGGGUGUUCUUCAUUAUAUUAUGCAAGCUACAACUGCACUCUUAUUAUGUCUGUCAUUCAUGACCUCCUCCUCCGGCUUAUCGCCAUCGCCAGUUUCAGACUCGAACAACAAGCAGCACCGCCAUUCCCACUCAAUCAAUCAAACACAACCUUCGUCUUCAUCUUCAACUUCCUCAACGUCGCCCUCAACAGCGGCAGCAACAUCCACGUCCACAUCCACAUCCACAUCCCUCAGACCCUCAUUCCUCCAUUCCCUUAGCGGCAAUUCCGCCUCCGGUUCAAAAUCAACAUCCUCCCACUCCUCCAUCAGCCCUCUCCCCCAAUCCCAAGCCCAAUCCAAUUCAGCUUCCCCCCAGACAACAAACUACCUCGACCUCCAACCCCACGACAUCCAAACACUCAUCAUCAGCGCCAAAAGAGGCCUCUCCCUCAUCGCCACCAUGUCCGCCAUCGACCCAGCCGCCAAGAGAGCAUUCUCGCUCUGCGACGGGUUCGUCAGGAAACUUGCGCCCGCGCUGAAUCUUGACUUGAGUGACUGGCCGAGUUUGGAUUCUCUGGCUGGUGGGUUGGAGGGUGCGUCGUUGAGGUACGCGUAUACAUUUACGGACGGUUCUGGGUCUGCGGCUGGGCCCCGUGCUAAUGCCGAUGCUGGCGCGAAUUCUGGUGCUAGUCAAGAAGUUGAAGCGUGGAGAAUGGGUGAUAUGGAUGAAAGGAUGCACGAAGCAUAG